AUGAAUGUGUCGGAGAUUACGCCAGAACCUGAGCGCGCAUCGGAUCCAGAGUCUAGACCAGAGACCAGGGCGGAGAAACCAUUAGUGCCUCUGGCUUUAGAGGCAACUUCAACGGAACGAAACCCGAACGGUGAAUCAGCCAAACCAGAAUUGGACCCUGAACUUUUAGAAGCCCUAACCAGAGCUAUUGAACGACAGGGUGUGCAAAUCAAAAAGACUAAUCCGAAACUCCUUCCGGUUCUCAAUCCACUAGCAACCGUUCUUCUAAUUCGGGAAACUGGUCCAUGCCACCCCGGUUCUCAACGCACCGAGGCAACCGAGUUGAGAAGAAAACGAUGA
Parnassius apollo (apollo) is the source of this 339-nucleotide messenger RNA. The record is from the annotation of a GenBank genome assembly. Lineage: Eukaryota; Metazoa; Arthropoda; Insecta; Lepidoptera; Papilionidae.